Cantharellus anzutake is the source of this 1961-nucleotide messenger RNA. RefSeq lists its product as uncharacterized. The coding region runs from base 238 to 1803 and encodes 521 amino acids. The transcript is spliced from 8 exons. Gene Ontology annotation, biological process: DNA-templated transcription. The record is from RefSeq and is a predicted model, not a curated record. NCBI's taxonomy places the organism in Eukaryota, Fungi, Basidiomycota, Agaricomycetes, Cantharellales, Hydnaceae. Gene Ontology annotation, molecular function: zinc ion binding; DNA binding.
CGGGUAAUAAAACAAAUCCACCACCAGAUAGCGGAAAUACUAGCGGAACUUCCGCAAUUCCACGUGGGCCCGUGGAGUCUAGCGGGUAAAUCAUUUGGAUGUAGGCGCUCUUCGUCACGAAACCCCAAACAAACGAUCCCCCAACCAACCCAAUUCGUCGAUUUCCAUCUAGCGCUCAAUGCCGCCAGUAACAGCUUUUAAGCGGCUGGUCGCAGACGGUCCUGACGGCCAUACCUCAUGCUCAGUAAACUCAACCAGUCUGCGUCCAGCCCCCGCCGAGGGCUUUUAGCGUGUUCCCGUGGACCUCGAGACGAGAGGAGAGUUUCGCCGUAUCCCCUUCGUAAUCGCGUGUCGCAGGAACGACUGAGGUUUCCCAGAAGCGUGCCCAAUGUCCCUUACGAUGACCUUCUUCAGCUUCCUCCGAAUUGGGACGCCUGCCUUCCUCAAGGUUCUGGCCUCACCCGCACAGAAUUAGCGUAUAUCCUGUCCAGGUUCUUUCAGAUAAAAUGCAGCUGGCAUAAGGCCAUCUGCCCCCGGUUGUUUCUUCGGGACCUGCGAAGUGCUUUGGGCAGCUCGGAACGCAAUAUUUUGCCUCAGAAGGAUCACGCUUCGGCGAUGCUGUAUAACGUCAUUAUUGCAUACUCCCUGGGAUAUUCCCCAGAGAGGGACCAUCGUUCACUGGAGUACAGAAAGCUCUUUGCCUUGGAGGCAAAGAAGCAUUUUGAUGCCGAGUGCAAUGCUCCUACCCUCGCAACAGUGCAGGCACUGGCGAUGCUUUCCGCAUUUCAUAGCGGAGUGGCCGAGCAAGGGCUCAGUUUUACAUAUCUUGGAACGGCUAUUCGUGUGUCGCAGACUCUUUGCUUGGAUGGAGGAAAUUUUGGUCGACGCUCAGCUAAUCGUGAGGAGAUCCGCUUCUCAUUUGUCUUCUGGAAUCUGUACUGUUUGGACAAAGCGUGCAGUCUCUAUGUGGGCCGCCGUCAAUGCCUUAAACACUCUUCAUUUGAGGCGGCCAAUUGCAAAGCUAGCGCUUUCCCAGAGGCGGGACUAGAUCCUAGGCUUUUCAACCUGUCUGGUUCCGUCUUGCCUGAGGACGAAGCAUUCGUCGCGCACGUUGGCCUUAUGCAAAUUGCAUCCUUGAUCAUGGAAGUGCUUUACCUUGAUGACGGACUCUGCAGAACUGACAUCGACGUCGCUCGGGUUGAGCAAAUGAGCAAUGUGAUUGAUAUGUGGACCACCUAUCUUCCUCAAAGCCUCCGCGGAGAUAUCCAUGAUCAGGAGAACCCUCCAAGUGUUCAAGUGAUUAUGAUCAAGGCGAUCUUCGAGUGGAUAAGCAUUCUGCUCUAUCAGCCGUUCUUCCAGGACAGUAAAGCGAUUACAUUCACUUCGCCAUCUUCAAGUUCGCUUGGAGUCAGCGGGGAAGCCUAUAACCGGAUAUCUAGGCUCUGUUGCAAGGCAAAGCUGUCUGCUCCUCCGGCAGCGUUCAAGAUCACCGCCUUAUUCGAGGUGUUUGACCACCAUUAUGGACUCAACUUGGCAGACAACACGGUCGUGCAAAUUGUCUAUGCUGCCGGCAAGAUACAUUUGUUGAAUGCCACGCACACUCCUGGUUAUCGUUAUGGGGAUGAGAGUCCGGGUCAGGGUGUGAUCAGGUGCAUAGAAAUAUUACGAAAGGUAGGAGAUACGUGGUCAUCAGGCGCUGCUUCGGCGAAAAGACUCGAAGAAUUAUACCGGCCCAUUCGUGGGUGCCAAGAGUCUGCCGUGGAAGCCGUCAAUCCACCCUCGCCACCUCCGCCUUACUCAUAAGUGUGCCUUAUCACUUUGCUUGUCAUGUUUGUGUCGCUUACCGCGCUCCUGUUCAUAGAGUUGGCGAUGGACCUGUGCGUUGUCCGGUCGUGGCGGGGCGUUUCGGAGCCUGGAAACUUCCUUAUGCUGGUGUUCCUCACGCAAAGGUUCACUACGAG